This is a messenger RNA of Rasamsonia emersonii CBS 393.64, 1353 nucleotides long. RefSeq lists its product as uncharacterized. Lineage: Eukaryota; Fungi; Ascomycota; Eurotiomycetes; Eurotiales; Trichocomaceae. The record is from RefSeq and is a predicted model, not a curated record. The transcript has 4 exons. Gene Ontology annotation, molecular function: sphingosine N-acyltransferase activity. Gene Ontology annotation, cellular component: membrane. The coding region runs from base 1 to 1353 and encodes 450 amino acids. Gene Ontology annotation, biological process: ceramide biosynthetic process.
AUGGCCAAGGAUACUGCCUCGUCCCAGUCGGUCGACGAGCUCAAUGCCUGCGUAUCGACUCCCAGCGGCCAUCGCCCGGCCAGGAACGAGACGACGUUCCGGGAAUGGAUAGUCGCCAAUCAGAUCGAUCGCUCAUGGUUCUUCUUUACAGGCAUUUCCCUGACGAUCCUGGCGACGCUGCUGGCAGUGCACAAUCUAUAUCCCUCCCUGCGAUCCUAUACGACCCCGUUCUUCGAGAUGUCCUACUACCAGCCGAGCACGGGACUCUACAUCCAUGGCAAAGACGACAUUUACUUCAUCAUCAGCGCCAUCCUCGGCUUCACCGCUGUUCGCGCCAUGUUCAUUGAUUGGAUCUUUCGCCCCUGGGCGAAGAGGGCCGGUUUGAAGAGGAAGGCGUCGAUGCGGUUUGCGGAGCAGGCCUGGCUGCUGGUCUACUACGGUACCUUCUGGACUUAUGGCAUGUACCUCUGGACCAACUCCAACUACUGGGACAGCUUCAAGGCGAUCUGGUCUAACUGGCCUGCGCGGGAGAUGACGCCCCAGAUGAAGUGGUAUCUGCUCAUGCAGCUGUCGUUCUGGAUCCAGCAGAUCUUCAUUGUCAACAUCGAGGAGCGGAGAAAGGACCACUACCAGAUGCUGACACACCACUUGAUCACGAGCACGCUGCUGGGUUCCGCGUAUAUCUACCGCUUCUACAACGUCUCCAACGUGGUGCUGUGUCUGAUGGACAUUGUUGAUUUCCUGCUGCCGGCUGCCAAGAUCCUCAAGUACUUUGGCUACGAAAUGUGCUGCAAUGUCGCGUUCGGGGUGUUCCUGCUGACGUGGUUUAUUGCGCGCCAUGUCAUCUACCUGUCCCUGUGCUGGUCGAUCUACCAAGACGUGCCUGCGCACAUGGCGUAUGGCUGCUAUUCGGGCACGACGGCGGAGAUGCUCACGACCGAUGGAUACCCUGAUCGCUGGGCACAUCUGUUCUCGCCGUACUUCAACCUGGACGGGCCGAUCUGCAUGAACCGAGGCAUCAAGUGGAUUUUCCUGUCGUUCCUCCUGGCGCUGCAGGUGCUGUCCUUGAUCUGGUUUGGAAUGAUCAUCCGCGUGGCGAUUGGAGUGAUUCGUUCCGGAAACGCCGAAGACACUCGGAGCGACGAUGAGGAAGAGGAAGAGCCCGAGACGGAGGAGGCGCCGGGCGUGGUGGUGAGCAAGGAGACAUCGCGGGUGGUUGCCGACAGCUCCGGCUCGGAGGCAGCGUGGCGACGGUCGAAUGGCUCGGUGCGGACCCGUCGGGGAGGCGUUCUUCGUGACCAGAGUGAUCGGAAGGCCUUGCUGGGAAGAAUCGGCUGUGACAAACCGACAUGA